GCAUGCAAUGCAUCCUCCAACCGUAAAAUAAUAAUAUGGUAUGCUACAACAACUUGGUCCAAUAUCCGUGAAUUACAUAAAUAACACCAACGACACUUGCGCGCUCUUGCUUCCUUUCACUUACUCUUCUCUCUAUUAUGCAUCACAUUAACCACCAAUCACAGUAUCAUCUUCUCAGGACGAGUUUUAACGUUUCUCUCAUCAGAUCUUUGAAUUGCUGAUGGGAAGAAAAGGAGGAAGCUGGUUCUCCUCUGUUAAGAAAGUUUUUAAGUCAUCCUCUUCUUCUAAAGACACAUCAGUGCCAGUCUCCACGCCACUGCACAUAGACAAAAAGAAGGAGAACAGAGAGAAAUUGCAGCAUGAAGUGGCAGAGGAGGUGUCAUUUGAGCAUUUUCCUGCAGAGAGUUCACCAGAUGAUGUGACAAAUGAGGAAAGCACAACAUCAACACCUUUGAUAUCAGAAGAGAGAAAUCAUGCAAUUGCUGUUGCAGAAGCCACAGCAGCAGCUGCUGAAGCUGCUGUUAUAGCUGCUCAAGCAGCUGCUAGAGUUGUGAGAUUGGCUGGUUAUGGACGACAUUCAAAGGAAGAAAGAGCUGCAACAUUCAUUCAAUCACACUAUAGAGGAUACCUAGCUCGGCGUGCACUACGCGCAUUGAAAGGAUUAGUGAGGCUGCAAGCAUUAGUAAGAGGACACAAUGUUCGCAAACAAUCUCAGAUGACAAUGCGAUGUAUGCAAGCAUUAGUGCGGGUACAGGCACGGGUACGAGCACGUCGACUUCAAUUGAGUCACGAUAAUCUUCAUAAGGCAAUAGAGGAAAACGAAGAAAAGGAAGAAUUUAUGAGGCAACAUGAGACUAUUACUAAGCCUAUGAGUCCCAUGAGGAGACCAUCAAGCAUUAAUAAUAAUAACAAUGGUUGGGAUAAUAGGCGUCAAAGUAUCAAAAAAGCUAAAGAAAAUGAUUUAAGAAAACAUGAAGCUGCAAUGAAGAGGGAGAGAGCUCUUGCAUAUGCUUUCAACUAUCACCAACAACAACAAAAGCAAACUCAACAUAGAGACCCAAAUGGUGAUGAUGUUGAUAUGGGACCUUAUCAACCCAAUGAUAGUGACAAAGCCCAAUGGGGUUGGAAUUGGUUGGAGCGUUGGAUGUCAUCACAACCAUACAACAACCUAAGACACUUAGGACAACGUGAGACCUCUUACAUGACCCUUAAUUCCACAACAUCAACAACAACAGACAACAUGUCUGAAAAAACUGUAGAAAUGGACAUGGUUGCAACACCAAACCGAUCCAACUUCAAUAUGGGCCUAAUGGCCCAAGAUGUUCAUGACUCAAGCCCAAGUUUCGCUAGACACAAUCAGAGACCACCUAGCCCAGGUAGACCUAGCUACAUGGCCCCAACUCAAUCUGCAAAGGCCAAAGUUAGGGCCCAAGGCCCAUCUAAACAGUGGAUUCCAUCUGGGCCUAACUGGAAUCCGUCUACAAAAGGAGGAUCUGUUGUUGGAUCGGGCUGUGACUCGUCGAGCUCAGGUGGUGGAACGGCUACUUACCAAUUUCCAAAAAGCCCAGGCCCGAAAUUUAAUGGCGUUCGUUCGGAGUCUAGACGGAUUGUGGGCAGCAGUCAAGACUAUGUUGAGGAUUGGGCCCUUCCACUUGGAGCCCAUGGUUGGGCAUAAUUUGAUUUAUUUGCUUUUAGAAAAAUAAUAACAAAGUGUUUAUAUGCUCUGUGAUUGAUCAUAUGGUAUGAAUUGGUAUUUAUGGACAUUUUAAUAAUGUUUGAUGUCAUGAACAAAAGUUUUGGAAUUGUAAUAUCUAUUAAGGAUAUUUGAUAUUUUGUUUUGCAGGUAA
Cicer arietinum (chickpea) is the source of this 1847-nucleotide messenger RNA. RefSeq names its product protein IQ-DOMAIN 21-like. Gene Ontology annotation, molecular function: protein binding. The record is from RefSeq and is a predicted model, not a curated record. Lineage: Eukaryota; Viridiplantae; Streptophyta; Magnoliopsida; Fabales; Fabaceae.